AGGAUAGAGACCAAGAAAUGUUCAGAAAACACAACUGAACACACAAAAAUCACGAAUCAUGCUUUGCAUUUCUUUCCGAACCACCGACCGCGCGCACUCUCUCCUCCCAGCAGCUCACAAAACAGCCGCUUGGAAUAAACAAGGAGCUGCUGAUCCGCUGCUCCCUGGAGAAAGAGGAGAGAUCUGAGAAAGAAAAUUGCAAUGCCCUGUUCCAUUCCACCACCACUACCCCGCCCGGCGCGCUCGGCAAUUUGUUUAAUGCUCCCCUCUGCUUCGCCGCGCUGUGCGUCACUGGAAAGAUGGCCCUGUGGCCUGUGGGGGCUCCCCACCUCCUUGCGCCAUGAAUGAUGACCCGCCUUUUCUUUCAUCUACUCUUCUUCCUCCACCAGACCACCACUUCGUGUUUCUUUGCACUCCCUUCCAUGCUCUCGUGCUGUCUUGCUCCGUUUCCAGAGGCCACCGGACGGCGGACUAGGUACUGUUGUCGGCUAGGGAGCUGCGGCGGCGGUGGUUGCCAUGUCGAAGGAGACAGAGUACUACGACGCUCUCGGUGUCUGCCCCACAGCCUCCGACGAUGAGAUCCGCAAGGCCUACUACGUCAAGGCGAGACAGGUGCAUCCUGACAAGAACCCCAAUGAUCCGCAAGCGGCCGAGAAGUUUCAGGCUCUUGGAGAGGCCUACCAGGUCCUGAGUGACCCUUUGCAGAGGAAGGCCUACGAUGGGUAUGGCAAGACUAGCAUAUCCAGGGACAACAUUCUGGAUGGUGCUGUGCUGUUCACCCUUCUGUUCGGGAGUGAGCUGUUCGAGAACUACGUUGGACAUCUUGCAAUGGCAACAAUGGCUUCCUCAGAGAUGGCCAGUGCCGACAACGACAACCCCGAGAAGCUCCAGGAUAGACUGAAGGGUGUGCAAAGGGAACGAGAAGAGAAGCUGGCUAGAUUCCUCAAGGAGUUCCUCUCGCAAUAUGUUCGGGGUGACACCGAAGGAUUCGCUCAACGUGCCGAAUCUGAGGCAAAGAGGCUCUCCAGCACUUCAUCUGCACUAGACAUUCUUCGCACCAUCGGGUACGUUUACUCUCGACAGGCUGCCAAGGAGCUAGGCAAGAAGGCCAUGUACCUGGGAGUUCCAUUCCUGACAGAGUGGGUGAGGAACAAGGGCCACCUCUGGAAGUCACAGAUCACAGCAGCGAAAGGAGCCCUGCAGUUGCUGCAGUUGCAAGAGGAGGCAUGCCGGCAGAGUGCUAAGGAUGGCGGCGCUGCUACCGAGAAGGACGUCGACUUGCAGAUGAGGAUGAACAAGGACCUGAUGAUGAGUUCAAUUUGGAAGCUGAACGUUGUGGAUAUUGAAGUGACCCUCUUACAUGUCUGCGAAAUGGUGCUGAAUGAAAAUAAUGUCAAGAAAGAGGAUCUCAAGACCCGUGCAAUUGCCUUAAAAAUCCUAGGAAAAGUAUUUCAGAGGGAAAAGGAGGCAUUACCAGGGCCAUCAAAGCCAACCAUUCUCGAUGAUGACAGCAGCUCAGAUGAAAGUUCAGACGAGGACGUAUCAAGAACAGUGACAUAUCGCACUCCUGCAAUUACUCAGGGAAUUGGCAGGCUAUUUAGAUGUUUAUGCAACCCAGCAUAUGAUGUUGAUGAUGACUUCGAGCCCCGUAAAUGAGUGAUUGAGAAGCAUAGAUACUGCAAAUCCAUUUCAAAGAUCCCUGAGUUAAUGCGAGAUAUAUGCUUCAGAUCCGCUUUGAACGUGCACCAUGAUCCUUCAAUUAUCUGCAGGGGCAUACAUGUAUAUGCUGCUUCAGCACCGGUGAUCAGAUCGACAAUCCAAACUUUAGAUUACCCCCUUUAACAUCCCACGAACAGUAGUUUCUUAUUUUUAUUUUUUGAACUAGAUCAUAUCGUUUGUGCCGUGCUUUCUGUAAUUGUCCAGUUUUGGCGUUUCUAAAGAAAAUUACAAAGAAGUCCACGUGGAAUUUAAUUUUGUUA
Molecule: messenger RNA, 1979 nt
Organism: Lolium perenne
Lineage: Eukaryota; Viridiplantae; Streptophyta; Magnoliopsida; Poales; Poaceae
Product: chaperone protein dnaJ 10
Source: RefSeq, a predicted model, not a curated record